GUGUGUUUCGCCUUUUCCUUCAACACGCGUUUGGAUGGGAAGGAGAGGCUAGGCUCCCCAUCGCGGCGGCGCCGAAUCGGAGAGCCGCCACGUCUUGAGGCCUCUUUUGGACAGCCAUGGAGGACGACGCUCCGGUGAUCUAUGGGCUGGAGUUCCAGGCACGAGCUUUAACACCCCAGACCGCAGAAACAGAUGCAAUACGGUUUCUGGUUGGAACUCAGUCUCUUAAAUAUGAUAAUCAGAUUCACAUCAUAGAUUUUGAUGAUGAAAAUAACAUUAUAAACAAAAAUGUUCUUCUGCAUCAAGUUGGUGAAAUUUGGCACAUAAGUGCCAGUCCAGCUGACAAAGGUGUGCUUGCAACCUGCUACAGUAAAACUUCAGACAGUAAAGUCAUGACAUGUGCGGCUGUUUGGAGGAUGCCGAAGGAAUUGGAAUCAGGCAGUCAUGAAUCCCCUGAUGAUUCAUCAAGCAACGCUCAAACCCUGGAGCUACUCUGUCACCUUGACAACACGGCCCAUGGCAAUAUGGCCGGUGUUGCAUGGGAGCCGAUGGGAGAUGGCAAAAGAUUAAUUUCUCUGGCUGAUAAUCACUUGCUUCUGUGGGAUUUGCAAGAAAGCUCAAGCAAGGCAGUGCUGUCAAAUUCCGUCGCCUUGGAAGGAAAGGGACAGCUAAAGUUUACCUCCGGACGAUGGAGUCCCCACCAUAAUUGCACUCAGGUUGCGACAGCAAACGACACUGCCAUUCGAGGAUGGGAUAUACGCACUAUGACUCAAAUAUAUUGUAUAGAAAAUGCUCAUGGACAGCUGGUGAGGGACCUAGAUUUUAAUCCCAACAAACAGUACUAUCUGGCUAGCUGCGGAGAUGACUGCAAGGUGAAAUUCUGGGACACCAGAAACGUCAGUGAGCCAGUGAAGACACUGGAAGAGCAUUCCCACUGGGUCUGGAACGUCCGCUACAAUCAUUCCCAUGACCAAUUAGUGCUGACAGGCAGCAGUGACAGCAGAGUCAUCCUUUCCAACAUGGUAUCCAUUUCUUCUGAACCUUUUGGGCACCUGGUCGAUGAUGAUGAACUUAGCGACCAGGAAGACCAUCAGGAGGACAAGAUUAAAGAACCACUUCAGGACAGCAUAAUAGCUACCUACGAAGAACAUGAAGACAGUGUCUAUGCGGUGGAAUGGUCUUCAGCCGACCCAUGGCUAUUUGCCUCGUUAAGUUAUGAUGGACGGCUUGUUAUUAACAGAGUUCCCAGAGCUCUUAAAUACCACAUACUGUUAUAAAUCUGUUCACAUUUCUUCAGCUUCAUUAUCUCAAUAUUGGCUGAUAAUUGGAAAUACUCCAUUUCUCAAAUAAGUGUCAUGAAAGGAAUAUCAACCCUUUCCCCUCUAGUGUAAAUAUUUGAAUAUUAAAAGAACUGCUAUGAAAAUCA
Molecule: messenger RNA, 1426 nt
Organism: Podarcis muralis (Common wall lizard)
Lineage: Eukaryota; Metazoa; Chordata; Lepidosauria; Squamata; Lacertidae
Gene: EIPR1
Product: EARP complex and GARP complex interacting protein 1
Biological process (GO): protein ubiquitination
Molecular function (GO): protein binding
Source: RefSeq, a predicted model, not a curated record